AUGUCCUUCAAAAACGUCAUCGUUGUCGGAGGUGGCGGCAACCUCAGUCCCGCCAUCAUAGACGCCCUCGUGAAAUCACCACACAACUACACCGUCUCAGUCCUCUCUCGCGAACAAUCAACAUACCAGGCACCAUCCGGCGUCAAACACCUCAAAACAGACUACACCCACGACUCCCUCGUAUCCGCUCUCAAGGGCCAGGAUGCCGUAAUCUCAGCCAUCGCUGGCUUUGCCAUCGCUGACCAAAAGAAGAUCAUUGACGCAGCUAUUGAAGUCGGCGUGAAACGCUUCUUCCCAUCCGAAUUCGGUUCUGAUACCACCACUUCCCUCGCCUUGGAUUAUUUUCCAGGAUGGGCGCCCAAGGUCGAGAUUAGGGAUUAUUUGAAGAGUAAGGAGGACAAGAUUGAGUGGACUGUUGUUUUCAACAAUUUCUUCUUUGAUUGGGGCCUGAAAGUCGGCUUCAUCGCCUUCAACGCCAAAGACAAAACAGCCACCAUAUUCCCCAAAUACAAAGACGUUACAUUCUCAGCCACAAACCUGGGAGACGUCGGAAACGCAGUUGCGCAGGCUUUGUCACCAGAGAUCGCACCCAAAACAGCCAACCAGAUCCUGCGCAUUCGCACACUGACAACAUCUCAAUCCGAACUUUUGGCCGCAUUCGAAAAGGCCACCGGGGAGAAGUUUACCGUUACAGAAGCAGAUCUAGACGCCGAAGUGUCCGAGGCUAAGGAGAAGUUGUCAAAGGGUGAUUUCAGUGGUGUAGGCACGCUUAUUGUCGCGGCUGCUUUGGAUGAGCGCACUGGCAAUGAUUUUGAUAAGGCGGGUAAUGUUUCGAAUGAGUUGUUGCAGCUGCCGAGCCUACAGGUUGAGGGAGCUAUUAAGGCUCUUCUCUAA
Molecule: messenger RNA, 894 nt
Organism: Talaromyces marneffei
Lineage: Eukaryota; Fungi; Ascomycota; Eurotiomycetes; Eurotiales; Trichocomaceae
Exons: 4
Coding region: 1-894 (297 amino acids)
Molecular function (GO): oxidoreductase activity
Source: RefSeq, a predicted model, not a curated record